Molecule: messenger RNA, 447 nt
Organism: Entrophospora sp. SA101
Lineage: Eukaryota; Fungi; Glomeromycota; Glomeromycetes; Entrophosporales; Entrophosporaceae
Source: the annotation of a GenBank genome assembly
AUGGUUGAUGGUAAACCUAUUAACCUUGGUCUUUGGGAUACCGCUGGUCAAGAAGAUUAUGACCGAUUGCGACCACUUUCAUAUCCUCAAACUGAUGUCUUUUUGAUUUGUUUCUCGUUGGUCAGUCCUUCUUCGUUUGAAAAUGUUAGAAGCAAGUGGUAUCCCGAAAUUACCCACCAUGCUCCAAAUAUUCCAAUCAUUCUAGUUGGUACAAAAUUGGAUCUUCGAGAAGACAAGGACACUAUCAAUAAAUUACGUCAAAAAUCUCAAUUACCCAUCUCAUAUCCUCAAGGACUUCAAAUGGCAAAAGAUAUUGCAGCUGUUAGAUAUCUCGAGUGUUCUGCAUUAACUCAAAAAGGUUUAAAGAAUGUAUUCGAUGAAGCUAUUCGUGCUGUUCUUUGUCCUGCUCCAAUACAAAGACGCAAGAAAAAUUGCAUUAUUUUAUAA